This is a messenger RNA of Durotheca rogersii, 3369 nucleotides long. RefSeq names its product ARM repeat-containing protein. Bases 82 to 3135 code for a protein of 1017 amino acids. Gene Ontology annotation, biological process: post-transcriptional regulation of gene expression. Gene Ontology annotation, cellular component: cytoplasm. The transcript is spliced from 6 exons. Gene Ontology annotation, molecular function: mRNA binding. The record is from RefSeq and is a predicted model, not a curated record. NCBI's taxonomy places the organism in Eukaryota, Fungi, Ascomycota, Sordariomycetes, Xylariales, Xylariaceae.
GGGGAAUCUCAGUUUAUAGAAAACCGGUGAUUGCCAAUUUGGCCUGUACGAAAGUUUCGGCGUUGUAACAACAGAAAAAACAUGGAUGAUUACCGUUUUCGCACUCAACAAUCCCCAAGAAACGAGGCGCCGAUGAAUUCUCUUGUCUCACCGCAGAGAAACGGCAGGCCCAUGCCCCCGCCUGUCUCGCAAGACCCUCGAACAACUUUGCCUCGACGAUUCACCACCGACUCGGGGCGUGUACCAACAUUGUCCACCAUAUCCACCCAGCGAUUGCCGGAACCUCAAGAAUAUACCGCUACCCAGUAUAAAGUACAAUUGUUAGAGAAGAAGAAGAUCGAGUAUGAGAAGCUUCGAGAGCAGAAGCGGCGCUUCGAAGCCGAAAUGCACAAAUUAGACCAGCAGCAGCGACGGGAUGAGUUCGACAUUGCCCAGAUGCAGGAGGAUCUAGGCCGAGGCAGUGGCAUGGGCCCGACCGGCCACCAAUCUGAGCCGACUACGCCACCCGAGUAUCGCGAGACGAGCUCGGGGUUUCCAACGAUGUUCUCUCGCCCCAACCGAUAUUCUACUCCGAGCCUCGGCCUCGUUUCCCCGCCGGGGCUUUUCAAUCGACCCGCGAGAUCUGGCUCGCAGCUCACCUCUCCCCAGUCGGGCAUCCUUCAAUCUCGCUUUUUUGAUGACUCUCUACCGUCCCGCUCCGUACCGGGAUCUCGAAGAAAUAGUGACGAAGACGAGAAGGAAGAGGCGCUCCGCCAAGACCCUACCAGUCACAGGUCAACUAACGCCCUUAACCGGUACUCUAUGCCUGUGACUCGUCGCGGCAACCUCUACGACAAUAUUGACCAGACAAACACAGCUGGCUUUCUUUUUAGAGACGACGAGUCCUCGAUGGAUUUGGGCAAUUUCUCUGGUGUCGACACAGUCGAGGACAACUUCCCGCAGCUCUAUGCACAGAAGGGAAACCCCAACAUGCUAUCUGCUUCCUCCGCGACAGUUGAUAUUGCCUCUCAGCUCCCGAGUAGUGAACCUACGCCUACGAACAACUGGGGAAACAUACCACGACACCGGCAGCAGCAGAGUUUGUCUGGCCUGGGAUCUUCUCAGAUGAGCGCGGGAGACAGCAUGGCCUCUAACCAGACCGGUUCUUCUGGCGAUGCUAACUCCAUCGGAUCUCGGCCAUAUCGUCACUCUCUCGACUUGAAUCAGUACAGAGAGAUGAAUACCGAGACAACUACAACCACGACGAUGUCACCUGCAUCUACCCAGGUGUUGUCGACUCCUCCAAAGUUGCAGACGUCUUUUUCGACUAGUGAUGUGCCUACCAUUAAAAACGCUCCUAAUAGCGCGUUGACGCCCUCAUCUAAUGCUAACGCCCACGCCCAGCAGCAUUUUCACAACCACAAUGCAAGCAUCGGUCGGAUCCCUCCAGGGGCUGUUAAACGACAUAGUCGCGAGCUUUCUGCUGAUAACCACACCGGUAAUGCCCAGCCUGGGACGCAGUUCCCCUCUAUUCAAACUCAGCUGCAAGGCGGUGCUCCCAACUUUGGCCCAGUCGCAUCCAGCCAGGCUACCGCUCAGUUGCCUGUCUCCGCUGGGCCGCCCUCUGUCGGUUCGCCAUCUCCCCUCGGGUCCUACCAAUACUACAGCGGAUAUAACCAGACGAGCCCCAGCAGCAAUGGCUACAGCAUGAAUGUACUUACGAUGGGUAUGCAAAACAUGGGCAUGAACAACUAUCCGGCGCCGCAGAAUUAUCCCGGUUAUGGCCCGGUAUAUCAGGGCCCGACGCACCAGGGUCCUGCACAGCCGCGAGAUUCCCAACAGCGUGUCAUCCAGCAACGCCGCGCGCAGGAUACCGAAGCCAUGAGCCGCUACGCAAAUCUGUCUCUCGAGCAAGUAGGGGGCACUAUCUAUGAACUUUGUAGGGACCAGCACGGAUGUCGUUACCUCCAGAAGCAACUAGAGAAUCGAAUCCCGGAGCAGGUCCAUAUGAUCUGGUUGGAGACGAACCAACAUGUCGUCGAUCUUAUGACAGAUCCCUUCGGCAAUUACUUGUGCCAAAAGCUUCUGGAAUAUUGCAACGACGACGAACGUACGGUACUGAUCCAGAAUGCUACGCAAGACAUGGUCCGUAUCGCACUGAAUCAGCAUGGCACGCGGGCAUUACAGAAGAUGAUUGAAUUUGUCUCGACGCCGACUCAUGUCCAGCUCAUCAUCGAUGCCCUGCGAUACCGCGUCGUCGAUCUCAUCCAGGAUCUAAAUGGAAACCACGUGAUUCAGAAGUGUCUUAACAAGCUCAGCGCCGAAGACGCCGAAUUUAUCUUCAACGCGGUCGGAAACAACUGUAUUGAGGUGGGCACUCACCGUCACGGCUGUUGCGUUCUCCAGCGCUGUAUCGACCAUGCUUCGGGAGAGCAAAAGCUGUGGCUGGUGACCAAGAUAACCGAGAAUGCCGCACGCCUCGUGCAGGACCCAUUUGGCAAUUAUGUUGUCCAAUAUAUUAUCGACCUCAACGAGUCCAUCUUCACCGAGCCUCUAGUUCAACAGUUUCGCGGAAAGAUUGGGCAGUUAUCCCGCCACAAGUUCAGCUCCAACGUUAUGGAGAAGUGCCUCCGUUGCGGUAACGAGGAAUCUAAGGACAUGAUGGUCAACGAACUCCUUGUGCCAGGCGAGAUGGAACGUCUGCUCCGCGACUCGUAUGGUAACUACGUUGUCCAGACUGCGCUGGAGCACUCUACCUACCAUAUGAAACUCCGGCUAGUUGAUGCUAUUCGGCCAAUCCUGCCUAACAUCCGGGCGACCCCGUACGGUCGGCGCCUGCAAGCGAAGAUCCAGCAACAUGACUCGCGCAAUGUCAACGCUGGCGGACAGACGACGCCUGCAGACCCCACCCAGGGUCAGAUUCCGGCUCGCCCUCCGCAUAGCCGCACGAUGACAACCCAGUCAGCCGUGCCUUCUGGCAUCUAUUCCAACGGCCUUAACGGCGCCCGCGGAAAAGUGACAUACCAAUCCGGGAGCACAAUGGCGGCGUCGAACGUGCCUACUAGUGCCCCUCCCCAACCGCCACGUACAAACCACCAAUUUCCUCCCUACCCUACUAACGGCAUCGGUCCCGGAGCCAACGAAAACUUCUUCUAGACAUUCCUCUCCCGGGAACGGAGGUCACGACAUGUGUAAUGGUACGAUAUACGAACUAGGACGAUAAUUCAGACGGUGUUCCAUCGCCAGUCUAUAUGGUGCCCCUAGUCUCCCUCAAGAAAUGAGUGAAAUGUUUCCCACGAGCUUGACGACACACGGACAUUACGCAUCAUACCAUACAUUAUUCUACGUUGUGCAUUACAUGGUUUCAUUUGCAUCGUUAAGCAUCCUUAC